CUGGAUUCAACAGUCACAUUGAUACAAGAUUCAUUUUAAAUACAUUUUUGUACUGUAAUAUUUAAGAAGUCCCUACAUAUUCCUGAAUUCUCUUUUCCAGCUCACCAGUAUGUUUCAAAAAUGCUGACAAGGUGCCAAGCCUGAGAGAUUUGUCAAAAUUUGAUGUCCGUGUAACAGGGAAAACCCAAAUCACCACACCAACCAGCAACUUACCUUUCCGUUUUGAGAAACCUAUGGACACAUGUGAUACCAUUGAUAGUGUGUCAAAGUUGAACACUUUCCAAAAGGUCACCAUCAAGGCUAAAGUAAUGGAUAAAAGCCCACCAGAGCAAUUAUCUACAAAGAGCAAAUCUCUGACCAAAGCAGAUGUGGUUGUAGCUGACUCUACCGGUUCUAUCAAGCUCACACUUUGGGAACAGGUCAUUGAACAGAUUGAAGUGUCCAAGUCGUACCUCAUGAAAAGCUUGACAGUUCGUGAAUUUGACAACAACAAAAUCUUAUCGUCAUCUCAAGAUUCAGCAUUUGAAGAAGUUGAUGACAUUGGCCAUGUUAAAUUUGAAAACCAGAAAUCUCUGCAUGAUUCUAUGACAGUAACUGCUGACAUCUUAUCUGUGAACUGUCAAACAAUUAACAAUUGUGUUUCUUGCAGGAAAAACUUGCCACCUGUCAACAGUGAUAUUCCGACAAUCAAAUGUCUCCAUUGUGGAAUACGCCAACGAAUUGCAUCCAUUGCUACAAGUUAUAAAUGUGAAAUUGUCUGCAACACUCAAAAAGGGCACAAAACUUUCUUUAUCCCAAAUAGAGUGCUGCAGUCUUCAGAUAUCACUGCAGGUCUCACUUCUGCUGAUCAAAUAGAGGACUGCUUGUUACAACAACCAAAAAUCACUCUGUCCCUUUCAAAUGCCUUUGUCACACACAUGCAAACCUGCAACAUGCCGUCAACAAGUGAUGAUACAACAGAUAGCUGUAGCUCAGAACCACCAAAAUCAGUAUCUAUUGUCUGAAUUACCAUACUUGAUGAUAAACAUGCUCCAAAACUUUCAAACGAAUUUGUUUCGUCCCUCCAGGAUUUCUUAAUUGAUACAUUAUUUCUAUUUGGACAAUAUUAAUAUACUGCUUUGAUUUAACGACUAUUCCAGAAACAAAUACAUGG
Pecten maximus is the source of this 1153-nucleotide messenger RNA. RefSeq lists its product as uncharacterized. The coding region runs from base 234 to 1004 and encodes 256 amino acids. The record is from RefSeq and is a predicted model, not a curated record. NCBI's taxonomy places the organism in Eukaryota, Metazoa, Mollusca, Bivalvia, Pectinida, Pectinidae. The transcript is spliced from 2 exons.